UGCGUGGAGACGGGGCGGAGCCUGGGGCGGGGCCGGCGGGCGGUGGGUGGGCGGGGCCUGGCGCGUGGGUGGGGCUUUGCGUGGGGUGGGGCCCGAGGGCGGGGCUGCCAGCCGGGUCCGGUACGCCCGGGUGGUUGGUCCUCGCGGUAGCGUCUCCCAUCCCGGUCCCCUCUACCCUGGAGUGUUUUCAGCCGUCCCUUCCCUCCGCCUGGGGUCCCGCGCUCUCUCCAGAACGCCGGCCGUUCUCUACUGCAGAUGUUUACCAAGACAGGCCGGUCGUCCUCCCCGAGGGCAAGGCCCUGCUUUCAAGGGUCAGAGGCCAGUGAGAGAAACGCGGGGUACACAGGGAAGUAAAGCAACGGCCGAGAUCGUGUCAGAUGUGAGCGAGUGCGGCCCUGUAGACGAGGCCGGGUCGUGGAAUAAAGACUGCCACCAGGGCCGGGCCGGUGGCUCACGCCUGUAAUCCCAGCACUUUGGGAGGCCAAGGCGGGUGGAUCACCUCAGGUCGGGAGUUCGAGAGCAGCCUGGCCAACAUGGUGAAACCCCCGUCUCUACUAAAAAUACAAAAAUUAGCUGGGCGUGGUGACGCAGGCCUGUAGUCCCAGCUACUCGGGAGGCUGAGGCAGGAGAAUUGCUUGAACCAAAGAGGUAGAGGUUGCAGUGAGCCGAGAUCGUGUCAUUGCACUCCAGCCUGGACGACAAGAGCAAGACUUCGUCUCAAAAAAAACUGACCACGGGGUAACCGCUAGAGGCAUGGGGCUCUGUAAGUUAACACCAUCUCAAGGGCCACGCACUACCUGUGGCUGUGGCCGGACACUGAACAUUCCAACAUGCAGCGCCUGCUGUCAACCACACUGGAGUAUGGGUGGGCCUUGCCUUUGGGGAGGGGGCGCCAUUUCAGGAGCGGGAGAUGUGGGGAAAGCUGGGAACCACUUAUCCGUUUGACAAGCAUCGAUUAAAUGCCCGCUUGGUGCAGCAAGCCCUGUGAGCAACAGAGGAUGCCAAGUUCCUGCUCACGUAUCGGGGACACAUCAAUUAAUUACAUACGCAAUAUGCCAGAUGACAGGUCCCGAGCAGAAAAACUGGCAGAGUCUGGGCCCGCUGGCAAUUCCUACACUGGGAAGCUAAGGUGGGAGAAUCGCUUGAGCACAGAAGUUCAAGACUGGGCAAAAUAGUGAAACCCUGUCUCUACACACAUUUAAAAAUCAGCCAGGGAUAGUGUCAUGUGCCUGUGGUCCCAGCUACUCGGGAGGCUGAGGUAGGAGGAUGAUUUGCGUGCAGGGGGUUAAGGCUGCAGCGAGCCAUGUUCAUUACUGCUGCCCUAUAGUGUAAAUAACAGAGCGAGACACUGUCUCAAAAAUUCGGGGCGCGGGGGAGGAAAGAAAGGAGGCUGGGUGCGGUGGCUCAUGCCUGUCGUCGCAGCACUUUGGGAGGCCGAGGUGGGCAGAUCACCCGAGGUCAGGAGUUUGAGACCAGGCUGGUCAGCAUGGUGAAUCCCCAUCUCUACUAAAAAUACAAAAAAAAAAAAAAAAAAAAAAAGCUGGGCGUGCUGGCACACACCUCCAAUCCCAGCUACUCGUGAGGCCGAGGCUGGAGAAUUGCUUGAACCUGAGAGGCGAGAUGGCGCCAUUGCACUCUAGCCUGGGCAACAAGAGCGGAAUUCUGGCUCAAAAAAAUAAUAAACAAAAAUCAGUGAAAGACAUGGUCAGGAGAUCAAAACCAUCCUGGCCAACAUGGUGAAACCCCACCUCUACUAAAAAUAUACGGAAAUUAGCUGGGUGUGCUGGCGCACGCCUGUAGUCCCACAUACUUGGGAGGCUGAGGCAGGAGAAUCGCUUGAACCCAGGAAGCAGAGAUUGUAGUGAGCCGAGAUUGCGCCAUUGCACUCCAGCCUGGGCGACAAUGCGAGACUCCACCUCAAAAAAUAAAAAUAAGUGAAAGAAAGGAAGAGCCAGCAGGGUAAGAAAAUGCGAGCCAUGGCCGGGCACAGCAUCUCACUCCUGUAAUCCCAGCACUUUGGGAGGCCGAGGCAAGCGGGUCCCAAGGUCAGGAGAUUGAGACCAUCAUGGCCAACAUAGAGAAACCCCAUCUCUACUAAAAAUACAAAAAAGUAGCUGGGUGUCAUGGCGCACAGCUGUAGUCCCAGCUACUCGGGAGGCUGAGGCAGGAGAAUCACUUGGAUCUGGGAGGUGGAGGUUGCAGUGAGCCAAGAUUUCGCCACUGCACUCCAGCCUGGGCAACAGAGUGAGAAUCCAUCUCAAAAAAAAAUUAAAAGGAAAUGAGAGCUUUUUGUACUUAAAAAGCACAAAAAUUAGCCAGGCGUGGUGGUGCGCGCCUCUAGUCCCAGCUACUCGGGAGGCUGAGGUGGGAGAAUUACUUGAACCCAGGAGACAGAGGUUGCAGUGAGCCUGGGCAACAGAGCGAGACUCCAUCUCAAAAAAAAAGAAAGAGAGAGAGAGAAAGAAAGAAAAAAGGAAGGAAGGAAGGAAGGAAGGAAGGAAGGAAGGAAGGAAGGAAGGAAAGAAAGAAAGAAAACAGGCACCAGAGAGCAGUGGGUGUUAUCGUAAAUGAGGUGAGAGCUCUGAACAGGAGGCCCUAGAGCAGAGCCCAGCAUGUGGUGAUGCCCUGGGGGGAACGUCUCCCUGGCAGGAAGACCUGAGGCCACAACUGUGGCCAGGGAGGUGGAACUGAGGGAGGCUGGUUCUGACACUUGACAAGGGUAGCCGCAGUGCCACUGAUGUUUCCCUGGCCUGGCGCCCUCUGGGCUCACGGAGGGGCAGGGCCUGGAGGGAGAGAGGCCGUGGCCGGGCCACACAAGGCCCCAACGGGGACUGAAGAUGUUCCUCUCGUGGCAGGCAGCUCCUGGGGGCAGCAAAACUAAUGAAUGAAUGAAUGAAUGAAUUUAGGUGGUUUCCUGUCGCAUUUCCAUUGCCUUACCAAGAGAGAGAUGGAGCCUCCCAGGUCGCAGCCGUGCAUGGCCUGAGUGACAGAUGCCCAUGCAGACCUGGCUCUGUUGGCUCCCCGCACGGCCUGAGUGGCAGAUGCCCGUGCAGACCUGGCCCUGUCGGCUCCACGCACGGCCUGAGUGCCAGAUGCCCGUGCAGACCUGGCCCUGUCGGCUCCCCGCACGGCCUGAGUGGCAGAUGCCCGUGCAGACCUGGCCCUGUCGGCUCCCCGCACGGCCUGAGUGGCAGAUGCCCGUGCAGACCUGGCCCUGUCGGCUCCCCGCACGGGCUGAGUGGCAGAUGCCCGUGCAGACCUGGCUCUGUCGGCUCCCCGCGCGGCCUGAGUGGCAGAUGCCCGUGCAGACCUGGCUCUGUUGGCUCCCCAGCCCCAGUGCGUUCCCGUCCUGCUUCGACUUCUCGCGAGCACCAGUCCCUGUGCUCCUGGUGAAACCAUCACCUCCCGUCUGCUUUGGAGCCAACUGGACGAGGGCUUGCACCCAACUGAACGAUUCUCCAAAUAAACUGUUUGCAUCUGUUUGAAGAUUGUCUCCUUGGGAACCUGCGAUUCUCAGAGCCCACUGGCUUGAAGGCAGAUGCCUUUCAUGGAGGCGACAGGCAGAACCUGAUGUCCAGCCAGGGCCAGACAAGGAAAAACGCUCAGCAGGAGAGCUGGGAGGAGCGUGGGAUGAGACAGACACACGGAGCCACCUCCACCCUCUCCCGCGGCCAGGAGGGAGACUGUGGGGCCUCGCCGUCCCUCCGGAUGGGUUGCGUGUGGAGGAAGACCUUGUCCUUCUUCCUUGUUUUUGUGCCCAUAUACCUACAUGGGGCUUCGUUGCAGGAAGCUGCCCCAGCGGGGCCAAGGAAACCCUUUUUUGAGAGGCUCCGUAGACUGGAGGAGCAGUUCCGGAGACUCCAGGAAGUGACCCUGACGCACCUGCAGAGCGUCGCCAGCAACUACAACGUGUCCUACAACGUGGACGUCCGGUUCCGGAGCCUGGCGGAGGAGAGCCAGGCCGUGGCUCAGGCGGUCAACCGGUCGCAGGCCGCGGUGCAGGAGGAGCUGGCGCAGCUCAGGGCCUGGGUGAGGAAGGCAUGGCGCCGAGGCCGGAAGGUAGACACGAGGCUGCGGGCCCUGGGCGAGAGCAGCCGGCAGCAGGCCCGGGAGAGGAAGGAGCACAAGGCCCAGAGGGACGCCCUGCAGGACUCGCUGGCCCGCCUGGAGGGCCUUGUCCACAGCCAGGGCGCCAGGCUGGCAGCUCUGGAGGGGCGGCUGCCCGUGAUUCACCCCGGCACUGCAACCCUGGGACCGGCCCUGGUCCCAGCCCCAACCCAGCCUGAGCAGCUGAGCCUGAGCUCCCUGAAGCUUCAGAGGGACAGGCAGGAGCUCCCAGCCGCAUCUGAGCAGGACUCCUCUGCCCCUCUCCAGGGGACAGGGGAGCCCACAGCCCCAGGCAGCCAUCGGGCACUCAGCGGGGCUGCCACAGCUCUGAGAGGCCCCCCGCAGCAGGCACAGGCCCCCCAGGGACCAGGAGACACUUGCAGCGUGGGCCCCGCCCUGGCUUUCCCCAAUGCCUCCACGGAGAACGUGGUCUUCCUCAGACCCAGCUUCGUCUCUGCCCUGCGAGCCCUGUCCUUCUGCAGCUGGGUCCGCACCGCCUCCGGACACCUGGGCACCCUCCUGUCCUACGCCACCGAGGACAAUGACAACAAGCUGGUGCUGCACGGCCGAGACUCCAUGCUGCCUGGCUCCAUCCACUUCGUGAUCGGAGACCCGGCCUUCAGGGAGCUGCCCCUGCAGCCGCUGCUGGACGGCCGGUGGCACCACGUCUGUGUCAUCUGGACAUCCACCCAGGGCAGGUACUGGCUCCACGUGGAUCGCAGGCUGGUGGCCACUGGCUCCCGCUUCAGGGAGGGCUAUGAGAUCCCUCCCGGAGGGUCCCUCGUGCUGGGCCAGGAGCAAGACAGCGUUGGGGGAGGGUUUGAUAGCUCUGAGGCCUUCGUGGGGAGCAUGGCUGGCUUGGGCAUCUGGGAUCGGGCACUGGUUCCCGGGGAAGUGGCAAACCUUGCCACUGGGAAAGAGUUCCCGGCAGGUGCCAUCCUGACGCUGGCCAAUGCUGCAUCGGCAGGCGAAUUCAUGCAGAGGACCAGCUGCACCUGCCCGGAGCGCUGUCCGUGAGGCCACGCUGCACAGGGCUGUGGCCAGCAAUUGGAGCAUGCCCCUGUCCACGUUCCACCAGCCCCGCUCAGCACAUUCCUCAAAGGCCACCCAAACCCGUCCUGCUGUGCACACCUGCGCCCUCACAUAGCAGCGCCUCUUCCCUCCUGGGCGGUGGGGGGGAGGUGGACAGAGAAACAGCAAGCAGGGACAGAGAGAGCCUGGGGUCGGGGGGUCCACAAGGCCAUGUUCUUUCCAUCAGCACAGUGUUCUUUUCUUACCCCUCUGCACUUCCUUUCUUCCUUUCUUUCUUUCUUUUUCUUUUUCUUUUCUCUUUUUUUUUUUUUUUUGAGACAAAGUCUUCCCUGACUCCCAGGCUGGAGUGCAAUGGCGUGAUCUUGGCUCACUGCAACCUCUGCCUCCGGGAUUCAAACAAUUCUCCUGCCUCAGCCUCCCACGUAGCUGGGAUUACAGGCACAUGCCACCAUGCCCUGCUGAUUCUUGUAUUUUUAGUAAAGAUGGGGUUUCAGCAUGUUGGCCAGGCUGGUCUUGAACCCCUGACCUCAAGUGAUCCGCCUGCCUCAGCCUCCCAAAGUGCUGGGAUUACAGCAUGAGCCACCACACCCGGCCCCUUCAUUUCUCCCUUCCUUUCCUUUCCUCUCCUUCCUUCUUCUUCUUUCUCUCUUUCUCUCUCUUUCUUUCUGAUACGAUCUUACGCUGUCACCAGGCUAGAGUGCAGUGGCACAGUCAGAGUUCACUGCAGCCUCAACCUCCCUGGCUCAGCUGAUCCUCCCACAUCAGCCUCCUGAGUGGCUGGGACUAUGGGCACACACUCCCACACCUGGCUGAAAAAUUUUUCUUUUUCUUUUUUUUUUUAUUUCCCCGAGAUGGGGACUCAUUCUAUCUCCAGGCUGGAGUCCAGUGACACAAUCUCAGCUCACUGCAACCUCUACCUUUCAGGAUAAAGCGAUUUUCCUGCCUCGGCCUCCCGAGUAGCUGGGACUACAGGUGCACACCACCAUGCCCAGCUAAUUUUUGUAUAUUUUGUAGAGAUGGGGUUUUGCCAUGUUGGUCAGGCUGGUCUCCAACUCGUGACUUCAAGUGAUCCACCUGCCCUGGUCUCCCAAAGUGCUGGGAUUACAGGCGUGAGCCACUGUGCCCGGCCCAGGCAAGACUUUUUAAACAACUUUAUUGGCUUGGCAUGGAGGCUCGCGCCUGUAAUCCAAGCACUUUGAGAGGCUGAGGUGGGUGGAUUGCUUGAGUCCAGGAGUUUGAGACCAGUCUGGUGAACACGGUGAAACCCUGUCCCCACUAAAAACAAAAACAAAAAAUUAGCCAGGCAUGGUGGUGUGUCCCUGCAGUCGCGGCUUCUUGAGAGGCUGAGGUGGGAGAAUCGCUUGAGCCUGGGAGGCUGAGGCUACCGUGAGCUGAGAUUGCACCACUGCACUCCAGCCCGGGCAACCGGAGUGAGACCCUGCCUCAAAAAACAAAGCAUCCUGGGCACAGUGGCUCACGCUUAUAAUCCCAGCACUCUGGGAGGCCGAGGCUGGUGGAUCACCUGAGGUCAGGAGUUCGAGAUCAGCCUGGAUAACAUGGUGAAACCCAGUUUCUACUAAGAAUAAAAAAAAAAAAAAAAUUUAGCCAGGCAUGGUGCUGCGUGCCUAUAACCCCAGCCACUCGGGAGGCUGAGGCAGGAGAAUCGCCUGAACCCGGGAGGUGGAGGUUGCAGUGAGCUGAGAUCGCGCCACUGCACUCCAGCCUGGGCAACAAGAUCAAAACUCCUUCUCAGAAAAAAAGCAAAACAAAACCUUAUUGAGGAAAACUUACAUAUGAUAAAAUUCACCCGUUUUAAGCACAUAGUUCAAAGGUUUGCAGUGAGUUCAUCUAGUUGUGCAACCGUCAUCGCAACCGCGUUUUAGGACAUUUCUGUUCCCUUCCCAAAAACUUGUGUCUGUUGCAAUCACUCCUGCCCUUCCCCCCCCCCCCCCGACGCCCUCCCCAGCCUCUGGCGGCCACACAUCUGUUUUCUGCAUCCGUGGAUUUGCCGGUCUGGACGUUGCAUCUAAACCAAACAGUAAUCGUCCGUGUGUGUCUCGCUUCUUCCAAUUAGCACAAGGUUUUUGUGGGACGCAGAAAAGCUCCUUUUCAAAGUUUCGUUUCUUGUUAAAGGGUAAGUGUGCUGGUGGCUCUUUGUUCAACCCUGUCCUACGCAGCUGUUAGACACGCCAUGCUCACAGGCACGUAGGACGUCCUGUGUCCUUGUAUUUUAACCAGGACAUCUGUACUGGACGUGCUCACAGGCCUGUCCCAGCUCUCCACUGCUUUUAUCUGUUUAGAAAAGUGUUAAGUUGUUAGCCAAUUUCGAGUUUCAGUUUAGAUUGUGAGGUCUGGCUCCAGCCAACGGAGAUCAGACACAGCAGAAAGGACGACCCCAAAAGCACAAGGGAUAAAUGUGUCUGUUUUCUUUUGUUCACUGUACUCUCGUGGCAAGAUGGCCAGUGCGGGUCCCCUUCCUGCAGUCCAGGAAGUGAAACUGCGUUGCUGAAAGAUCGUCUGUCUCAGUGCUGGUUUUUCUUGAGGCACCGAGCAUCUGUUUCCCACGGUGUUCAAGCUUCGUCCCCGCUGAGGUGUGUGUCACUGUUUCACUUGCACUGGUGUCGGGCGUCACGUUGUACGAUGGACGCGUGUGGUUUAUCCACUCGCCCGCGGGCGGACAUCUGGGUGCUCGCAGUGGGGUUACUGUGGAUAAAGUUGCUCUGAGCACUCUCAUGAGAGUCUUUGUGUGGGCGUUUGUUUUCUCAGGUGGAUACCUAGGAGUAGAAUUGCUGGUCAUAUGGUAAAUUCAUGUCUAGGCUUUCAAAAAACACUGCCCACCUAUUUUCCAAAGUUGCUGUAUCUUUUUUUUUUUUUUUUUUUUUGAGAUGGAAUCUCACUCUGUUGUGAGGCUGGAGUGCAGUGGCACCAGCUCAGCUCACUGCAACCCCCACUUCAGGGGUUCAAGCAACUCUCCUGCCUCAGCCUCCUGAGUAGCUGGGACUACAGGCACGCACCACCUUGCCUGGAUAAUUUUUUGCAUUUUUUUUUUAGUAGAGAUGGGGUUUCACCAUAUUAGCCAAGAUGGUCUCAACCUUGUGACCUCGUGAUCCACCCACCUCGGCCUCCCAAAGUGCUGGGACUGCAGACGUGAGCCACCACGCCUGGCCUGCUGUAUCAUUUUUCAUUCCCACCAGCAAUCUAUGCAGGUUCCCGUGUCUCCACAUUCUUGUCCACAUUGGUUUUGUCUGUCUUUUGACAGAGUCUCACUCUUAUUGCCCAGGCUGGGGUGCAAUGGUGCAAUCUCGGCUCACUGCAACCUCCGCCUCCCGAGUUCAAGCAAUUCUCCUGCCUCGGCCUCCCAAGUAGCUGGGAUUCCAGGCGCGCAACACCAUGCCUGGCUGAUUUUUUGUAUUUUUAGUAGAGAUGGGGUUUUACCAGGUUGGCCAGGCUGGUUUUGAACUCCUGACCUCAGGUGAUCCACCAGCCUCAGCCUCCCAAAGUGCUGCGAUUACAAGCAUGAGCCACCAGGCCCAGCCUGUCUCCCUUUUGGAUGACUUUUGUAAAUUUUUUUUUCAAUUCUUUUCUCUGAGACGGAGUUUCGCUCUUGUUACCCAGGCUGGAGUGCAAUGGCGCGAUCUCGGCUCACCGCAACCUCCGCCUCCUGGGUUCAGGCAAUUCUCCUGCCUCAGCCUCCCAAGUAGCUGGGAUUACAGGCACACGCCACCAUGCCCAGCUAAUUUUUUGUAUUUUUAGUAGGGACGGGGUUUCACCAUGUUGACCAGGAUGGUCUCGAUCUGUUGACCUCAUGAUCCACCCGUCUCGGCCUCCCAAAGUGCUGGGAUUACAGGCACGAGCCACCAUGCCCAGCUAAUUUUUUUUUUUUUUUUUUGUAUUUUUAGUAGAGAUGGGGUUUCACUGUAGGGCACGUUGGGAGCCAGAUAUAGGGCUGAGGGCCCCACAAGGUUGUGGGGUGUCCCUUAUGCUGUGCUGAGGCGCAGGGUCCGAGAAAUAAAGAGACAGGACACAGAAGUACAAGGAAAAUGCAGCUGGGCUCGGGGGGCCACGCCACCUAUGAGCAGAGUCAGGCGAGGCCCCAAAUGUCCAGAAGCAUGAGUAUUUAUUGUGUAUAGGUUACUGGGCAGGGCAGUGAAUGAAGUCAUCUUUAAGGACAGUGAUAGGGUCGUGGGCAAUAAAACAUGGGGUCCGCCCUCAUUAGGUCACCGAGGCCAGGAGGUGGACAGUGCGCAGCAAGGGGCCCGUUCCCACGAAGACAAGGGCCGUGCGCAGUAAGGGGUCCACCCCCAUUAGGUCACCGAGGCUUGAAGGUGGGCCGUGCGCAGUGAAGAGGGUGCAGUGCGCAAUACCUCUAUCUAUGGGCAAACUACUCCUAAGUAGAUCUAUAGGAGGAUGCUUUAGGUCACACAGCAGUGACAGAGCUGUCAGGGUUACCGCCCCCUGCUGGCAGCUUCCAGUGGGUUCUAUGGGAAGAUGCUUUUCGAGCAGCACAGCAGCAAGAGCUGAUAAAGUUCACAGUCACAAGGUGGAUUGCCGGUCUGAGGGCAGCCUUCACCAAGAACUGGAGCAGGGUCCUACAGCUCCUUUGUCAGGAGGAGUGGCUCUCGCCCCAAGCCCGCCAUACAGCGGGUAUCUUUAUGAUUCUGAACGCUGCCGCCUGGGCCAUGGGUUCUUGUCCUGGUGUAACUGUUUUCCCUUAAAUCAUGCUCUGCACUGUGUCUGCUCCAGACAUUCCUCCGACUGUAAGUGGCUUAUUCCUUAAUCCGUGCUCUGUACCGUGUCCACUCUAGGCAUUCCUCUGAUUAUGAACUGAGAUAUAACUAUAUGUAGGGAAAUAUUCUUUAGGCACUCAAACCAUCAACUAUUAGAUGAUCACAUGUAGAGGAUUAUAUAAAGGGAUCCUUCAAGCCCUAACUCUAUAAACUAACAUAUGAUUGUAUAAAGGAUGUAAAAGGAAAUUGCUAGGUAGUAACACUAUAAAGUGAGCUAUUCCUCAA
Callithrix jacchus (white-tufted-ear marmoset) is the source of this 10151-nucleotide messenger RNA. RefSeq names its product pentraxin 4 (gene PTX4). Lineage: Eukaryota; Metazoa; Chordata; Mammalia; Primates; Cebidae. The record is from RefSeq and is a predicted model, not a curated record.